Fomitopsis serialis is the source of this 504-nucleotide messenger RNA. RefSeq lists its product as uncharacterized. The transcript is spliced from 2 exons. The coding region runs from base 272 to 478 and encodes 68 amino acids. Lineage: Eukaryota; Fungi; Basidiomycota; Agaricomycetes; Polyporales; Fomitopsidaceae. The record is from RefSeq and is a predicted model, not a curated record.
CUUACACCGCUCAAAUCAUCUGGAACGCUAGUCUGUGUCUACGGCCUGCACAUCAAGACCACGUCUGACUUGUACUCUUACAGUUCGGAUGGCCCAUUAUUGCGACCCCGGGGCCCUGGCAUAUAACGGCAGUUGCAACUCGGACUCGGACUCCGCCUCGCUGUCACUGACCGCCUGGACUGUAACUCUGGGCCGGCGCUGGCAAAGCCAUUGAAGAUUCUGUGCUAGAUCACAGGCCAUGUGCCAUUAGGCUUGUUAUCGUGAUGCUUUCAUGGUCUUCACAGACACAUACGGUUUCGCGUGCGCCACCGUGACCGCGAGUACGGGACGAGGUCUUGCCCUCGGGGCAGACCAACUGCACCAUCAUAUCUUCUCGAAGCAUUGGUACAUACAACUAUAUUCAGUAAGUAUUGCUUGGCACGUGGCACUGAGCCUCAGCCGGUGGCUCGCCUUGUGCUCCGUCUCGAUCAGCCGUUGAAUGCGACGUCGCGCACGUACGCACAC